Messenger RNA from Oppiella nova, 3681 nucleotides. Lineage: Eukaryota; Metazoa; Arthropoda; Arachnida; Sarcoptiformes; Oppiidae. The record is from the annotation of a GenBank genome assembly.
GUGUGAAUUUGCAUUUUAACAAAUUGUUAUCACAACUGAGCGACUGAUUUAAUACAUGACGGCAAACGGCGAUACGAUGGGUGUUAUGAAUAAUGGCGCAGAUUUGGCGGACCCUUCGCCCAGAAAUGACUCCGAUUAUGAGGACUUACCACCGAUUAACUCGGAAAAUGAUGACUUCACUGACACAGCAGCUAUUGCCAAUUUAUCAAUACAACGCAUCCCAUACAGCCGUCUAUACGACCCGCCAAAGAGUUUCAGUGAUCCCACGAAUCACUGGCUUUUGCCUAACAUUCCGCUCAAAGUGAAGAUAGUGAAGGCCGAGCACAGGACCGGCAAUCAUAUACUCAAUCCCUAUCUUUAUACCAUUCAAGUGGAGCACCAGCACUACCAAUGGGAGGUCAAGCGCCGACACACCCACUUCCAGCACCUACACCAACAGCUGCUCAUGUUUCGCACGAGUCUGAGGAUACCGUUGCCCAUCAAGAAGUAUAGGACCAGACGUAAGACCAUUAGCGAGAAGAAUAGGAAACCCGUCCCACGGUUUCCCAGACGUCCCGAAGCGCUCAUACUAUCGACCGAAGCACUCGAAGAACGUAAGAAAGAACUGGAAGAAUAUCUGCAGAACUGUCUGAAGAUCCCGAUGUAUCGCAAUCACCACGAGAUGAUGACAUUCCUGGAGAUCAGUCCCGUCUCAUUCAUCGACGAGUUGGGACAUAAGGGCAAAGAGUUUCUGGUGAUGAAGAGGGCCGGCGGCUUCCGGAAGGCCUCCUGUUUCACGCGAUUCGAGAACUUCAUUACAGACAUCACCGGACACUGGAGGAAGAGGUGGCUUGUCGUUAAAGACUCCUGUAUUCUGUACAUUAGGCCUAAAGACGGGAGGAUACGCGCCGUUAUGCUCAUUGAUCACGGAUUCACCGCUAAAGCUGGUGUGUCCACAGUGGGUGUACACCACGGCGUCCGCAUAUCCAAUAUGUCACGAGAUCUGUACCUCAAAUGUUGGACAUCGCGAAAGGCACAGGAGUUGUCUGAAUACCUGAUUCAAACGGGUGAGUCAUAUGCCCAAGACUUCACUAACUCCAACCGGUAUGGCUCGUUCGCACCCAAACGGGACGAUACCAGUGCCCAAUGGUUCGUAGACGGGGCCAACCAUUUUGAGGCCGUUUCGGAGGCCCUCGAGGCCGCCAAAGAGGAGAUCUUUAUAGCCGACUGGUGGCUCAGCCCUCAUAUCUAUAUGAAAAGGCCUGUCAUGGACGGAGAUCACUGGCGCUUAGACCGCAUACUGGAGCGCAAGGCUCGGGAAGGCGUUCACGUGUAUAUCCUGGUGUACAAAGAGGUGGAGCUGGGAAUCAGCAUAAACUCGUUGCUCACCAAACAGUGGCUCAUGAAACUGCACCCAAACAUACGGGUGCUGAGACAUCCUGACGCCGUGAGGGGCGGACCCCUGUUGUGGUCGCAUCACGAGAAGCUGGUGGUCGUCGAUCAGAGCUACGCCUUUGUGGGCGGUAUUGACCUAUGUUUCGGCCGAUGGGAUAACUACGAGCACCGGAUCACCGAUUUAGGGGGUAUUGUGUUCGACACCUCCGACACCAGCAUUAAGGAUCACACAAUAUAUAACUCUACGUCGCCGUCGGGUCUGAAAUUGAAAUCCAUGUCACAGUCGCAGACCUCUCUCAGCUCCUGGAGUGUUGAGCCCCUCAAUGAAAGUAUCAAUGAAAGUGUAAAAUCUCAUACUAAUGAGAAAGUGGUUAAGUUUGCACUGGAAGAGGACAGGGAUGAUGACAGAGAAAGUGAAGUUUUCAAUGUACAAGGCAACGAAACUAAUAAUAAUAAUAUUGCAAAUCAAUCGACAAAUCCUGACAUUAAAUUCAGUGAUAUUCCGCUCAAUGAUAACAAUAUUACUCCUAAUAAAGAGGGUGUCGAUGAGGUUGACGCUCAGCCAUCUACUAGUGAGGCACAUGGAGGUACGUUCAAACUGAGACUGGCCUCUAAGUUACGGACCAAACGGCUACAAGCAGUCGCGAAAUUCGCGCGAAUGCGUCAAUUCACUCGUCGAGCCCAGGGAACUGACUCCGAGUGCGACCCCCAGGACGUGGCCAAUGAUGAGCUGGACUUUUCCAUACCGGGCAUCAAGUCAACGGACACCGGGGCUGCUGUCAAAGGCCUGACGGGUGGCUCGAAACUGUGGUUCGGCAAAGACUAUUGCAAUUUCAUAGUUAAAGACUUUGUCGAUUUGCACCAACCCUUCAUCGACUUAGUCGACCGAAAUAACACACCGCGUAUGCCGUGGCACGACCUCUCCUGUAUGGUUACCGGUGCUGCGGCCAGGGAUGUGGCCCGACAUUUCAUUGAACGCUGGAAUUUUACCAAAUUUGAGAAAGCUAAGUUUAACGAUACAUAUCCCUGGAUACUUCCUAAAGCCUAUACCAAUGCCGAGACUAUAAAAGCGCCCAAAUUCCUGCUCCGGUCGGUACCGGUGUCCGCACAGGUGGUCCGCUCAGUCAGCGACUGGUCUAUCGGUCAUAAGCGCACCGACACGUCAAUACUGACCGCUCACAUCGAUCUCAUUAAUAACGCCAAACAUUAUGUCUAUCUUGAGAACCAGUUUUUCAUCACUCAGUCGGCGAGUCCACCACUGGAUCCGUCAGAAGUGGUCAUCAAUAGUAUCGGUGAAGCCAUAUAUCAUCGCAUUGUCCGCGCCUUCAGGGAUGGCCAGACGUUUCGGGUGUUUAUCUUUUUUCCAUUACUUCCGGCGUUUGAAGGUGAAAUCGGUACGAGUCGUGGUGUUGCCAUCCAAGCCAUCACUCACUAUAACUACGCGACUAUAUGUCGGGGCGAGAAUUCACUGAUAAACCGACUCCGGCGCGAAGUGGGCGACCCUUUCAAUUACAUAUCAUUCUAUGGGUUGAGAAACUACGGCGAACUGCACGGAAAGUUGGCCACAGAACUCAUUUAUGUGCACAGUAAACUGCUAUUAGUGGACGACAACAAAGUGAUAAUCGGUUCUUGUAAUAUCAACGACCGGUCAAUGGUGGGCAACAGGGACUCGGAGGUGGCCGUAGUUCUCACUGACCAACAGUUCGAGCCCAACGCCGUUAUGAAUGGCCAGCCCUACGAUAAAUGUGGCAAAUUUUGCGGCGCCUUAAGGCGUUACCUCAUGCGAGAGCACUUGGGUUUGUUUGGUGGGUCGACCUCCAAAGUCAACGACAAACCACCGCCACUGCCGGACAUCGACAUCCGGGACCCGAUUAGUGAUAAGUUCUAUAAGGAUGUCUGGAUGGCCAGUGCGGCCAAGAAUGCAGCCAUUUAUGAGCGAGUGUUCCCUGUGGUGCCCACCGAUCAGGUCAAGUCAUUCGCACAGCUCCGGGAGUACCUCAAUAAGCCAAAACUGGUGCACACCGACCCUCAGGAGGCGCGCAAGUGUCUCGAGAAGGUGAGGGGACACCUGGUGCUGAUGCCACUCAACUUCCUGGAGAACGAAGACCUGACACCCGCCUGGGGUACCGGCGAAAAGCUUAUGCCCUCAUCCCUGUGGACGUGAGCCAUACAUAUCGGGUAUAGCUUUGAUAUACAGGACUCACACACACUCUCUCCAAGUCUGGUAUAGUCUGUAUACCGGAUCUCAUAGUAAUCAAUGGUAUACCAAAAAAUGACAUGGAUUAUUGACUGUGCAAUACUUGCUCA